AUGUCGACUUCUAAACAACAAUCACAUUCAAUAAUAAAACGGUCAAACCAAUUCCGCAUUCAUUUCGAUGAUCAUCCUUCCUUUUGCUUAUCGAACAUUAUUAUAGCAUGUAAAUUUAUUGUUCUUAUUGGUUUACUAAUCACAUUUUUCUCUGGCCAUUGGGCAAUAGAUCCUAUAUCACCAGAUCUUUAUGCAGGCUUUAGAGAACGAUGUUCUGUACAUGCAUGCACAUUACAGAAUAUUGAUCCAAUACGUUUAAUUGAAAUUACUUGUUUUCUAUCUGUCAUCAGUUUCAAUGGUGAACUUAUUAAUGUUGUUUUGCUUUAUUCUUAUGUUGAUAAAGCAACAAGUAUAAAAAUAAUAUUGGAAAUGCUAUGCUUUUUUUUAACCUUUAUACUAACUGAUUGUUUAAUUAUAUCUGGUAUAUGGGUAUCGGUAUAUGCUAAUGGAUUACCAAUGGGCUAUGCUUAUAGUUGUUUUAAUAUUUCUAUUUGUUUUAGUAUUAUCGAUGGAAUAUGCUCAUUACGACGACUUAUAAGUAACUGGCCUGAAAAUGAACUUUUAUUAUAUAAUCAUUCUGCAGAUCAAGUCGUCUAUAUAGAUUGUUCCAGUACAGAGUCAAGACAACGUUCGAUGUCAUCAUCAAAUUCGAUUACAUAAUUAGCAUUGACAAGUAAUGAUUGGAUUGUUGAAAAAGUAAAAGUAAUACCAAUUGAUGAUGGACAAUUGAAAAAUAGACAUAAACAUCUAUCUUAUAUGAUUUAUCGACAAAAUUCCAAUGAAACUUCAACAUCAUUUAUUCUCGAUCUUAAAUUAAAUAAAAAAUUUAAUCGACAUAUUCAUAUUGAAUAUGAUAAUAUUGAAAUUAAGACUCAAACAUCAGGCUGUUUAUUUUAUAAAGGAUCAGUACGACAUUGGGGAGAAUCAAAUUCUAUGAUUGCUAUUUCUAUUUGUCGUAGUUUAACGGGUUUAAUUCACCAUACACAAGAUGGUAUUGAUUAUUUUUUAGAACCAAUUAUUGAUGAUGACGAACAAUCAUAUAUUCUUACUUAUCAACGUAAAAUUCUUUCAAAUCAACAUCAUAUUUGGUCAUGUGAGGUUAAUUCAUCAAGAAAUACAAAUUAUAGGAUUAAGAAAACGAAUCGAAAACGUCGUUCAGUUAUUCGUGAACGUUUUAUUGAAACAUUACUUGUUGCUGAUGCAAGUGUUACUGAAUUUUUUUCUCAUUCACAUAUUACAGAAUUAUAUUUACUUACAAUGAUGAAUAUGGUUAAUAAUAUAUAUGCACAUGUUAGUCUUGGUUAUCCUGUUGAAAUUGUUCUUACACGAAUAAUAAUGCUUAGUAAUCAAUCUGAUUUUCAAAUGGAAUCUAAAUCACAUGAAACAUUAAAUAAAUUUUGUGAAUGGCAGGAACAAUUAAAAAAAGCAAAUAAAAAAAAUCGAACUAUUCAUCAUGAUGUUGGAGUUUUUCUUACACGAAGAUCAUUAUGUCAUGAAAAUUCAACUUGUUCAACAAUUGGUCUUGCUCAUAUGGCUGGCAUGUGUAUGAUCAAUCGAAGUUGUAAUAUAAAUCAAGAUCUUGGUCUUAUUUCAGCUUUUACUAUUGCACAUGAAAUAGGACAUAAUCUUGGAAUGAGUCAUGAUGAUAAGAAAGAUCAUUGUAUGUUGAAUUCAGGUGUAUCAAAUAGUGAUACAAUAAUGGUUCCAAGUUAUUCUAGAGUACCAAUACAUAUGUGGUCGAAAUGUAGUCGUGAUAAUCUCACAGAUUAUUUCGAUCAAGGUUGGGCAAAAUGUCUUAAUAAUAAACCAACAAUUAGUCAACCAUUUGAUAAUAUAUUACCUGGUAUUAUAUUUGAUCUUGAUGAACAAUGUCGUCUUGCUCUGGGACCACAUUCGACUUAUUGUUUUCUUGGAGAUGAACCACCUAUUGAUGUAUGUCAUCAAAUCAUGUGUACAAAAAUACAUGAAAAUCGAUCGGUAUGUGUAUCAUCAAUGACUAAUCAACCAGCUGAUGGAACUUUAUGUGGUCCGAAUAAAUGGUGUUUAUAUGGUCGAUGUACGCCGAUGAAUUAUCGAGAAGAAACUCCACCAAUAAAUGGUGGUUGGAGUCCAUGGACACCUUGGAGUUCAUGUUCCCAUACGUGUGGUUUAGGUGUUGAAUAUCAACAAAGAACAUGUACAAAUCCAAAGUAAGAAAUAACUAAAAAC
Molecule: messenger RNA, 2208 nt
Organism: Adineta steineri
Lineage: Eukaryota; Metazoa; Rotifera; Eurotatoria; Adinetida; Adinetidae
Source: the annotation of a GenBank genome assembly